AUGAAACCAUUUUAUUUUCUUUCGUUUCUUCUUCUAUGGUCAUCAACAGUAGUACUAGCAUUCAAUACCAAUACCAAUACCAGUACCAUAUUACAAAUAAACAAUCAAUUUAAUAAUUCAGAUUGUUCAUUAGUAAUAAAUCAACCAUUAUCACAACAAUGUCAAUUCAUUAAAGAUAAUAAUUGUCAAUCCAAUGGAUUAAUAAAUUAUUAUAAAUUAUAUUAUUGUCAAUUAUUACUUUUCUCCCCUAUUUCAACUAAUAUAUUAUCAAUAUUAACAAUUUUACCAUUAAUUAGUUGUUUAAUAUUUUGUUUUAUAUCAGUUGGUAUAAUAGCAUCAGAAUAUUUAUGUCCUAAUUUAUAUACUAUAUCACAAUUUUUAAAAUUACCUGAUACUUUAGCUGGAUUAACAUUAUUAGCAUUUGGGAAUAGUUCACCUGAUGUAUUUGGUACUUAUCAUGCCAUUAAUUCAAAUUCUUUAAAUCUUGCCAUUGCUGAAUUAAUUGGUGCUAGUUUAUUUAUUAUGACCAUUGUUAUAGGAACAAUAGCUAUAAUUGAACCAUUUAAUGUUCCCAAAAAUUUAUUUCUUCGAGAUUGGAUCAUGUAUAUUAUGGUGUUUACAUUAAUGAUGAUUUCAUUUAUUAUUGGUGAAUUAAAUUUAUUGAUUUGUAUAUUAUUGAUGAGUUGUUAUAUCAUAUAUGUUGGAAUAGCAAUAUAUUCUCAUUCACAAAAGAAAAUUAGAAUUAAUAGAUUAUUACGUGAACAAAGAUCAAGAGGACAAUAUAGUGUUGAAAAUGAUGAUGUGAAUAAUCAUAAUAAUCAUAGUAAUAGUAAUAAUAUUGAUGAAAUUUAUCUUGAUUCAAUUGCAUCAUUACCAACAAUAGAUGAUUUGGAUUUACAACAAAUUAAUGAUGAAGUUGAUAAUUUACAAUACGAAUUUUCAACUGGUAGUAGUAAUAUUACUGUUUCCUCUACUGCUGCUGCUGCUGCUGCUGCAACUUCUGUUGGUGGGCAUUUUGGAUUGAAAAUGUUACUUAAUGAUUUAGAUCAACAUUCGAAAAUAAAGGGAACAAUUCAAUUGAAUUCAACUAGACAAUUAUUAGCCAAUGUCAAUGAAACUGUUACUGUUACUCCCACUUCUACACCAACAACUAUACCUACACCUACUACCACUACUACCACUAACAAUAAUUCAUCAUUUAAUUUGAAAGCAAAAGAUUUAUUACAUUUAUUAUUACCACAAUUGAAUCAAUGGUAUGAAUUUUCCAUAUAUGAUAAAUUUUAUUUUAUUAUUAGUUUACCAAUUCAAUUAUCAUUAAAAUUAACUACCCCAAUUAGAGAUGAAAAUACAAUAAAUCUUAUAAUGAAUGAUAUUCAUAAUCUAACCUAUAAUAAUAAUAAUAAUAAUAAUAAUAAUGAAGAUUCUUCAUCAUCAUCAACAACAACAACAACUUCUACUACUACUACUACUACUAUAAGGGUAACAAGAUUUGAUUAUUUACAAGAUAAACAAUUAUUACUUAUUCAAACAUUCCCAGGAAUAUUAUUUUUAAUGUUCAGUUUAUUUGGUAAUACUUUAUCAUCAUCAUCAUCAAAAAUAAUAUUAAUACUUAUUUCAUUAUUGAUAUCUAGUGGUUUAAUCAUAAUUAUCAAUAUUUAUUAUCCCAAAUAUCAAUAUAUAUCAUCAUCCUUAUCAUUAUCAUCAAUAUUUAUUUCUCGUAUAAAAUUUAUUAAUAUUUAUAUGAGUAUAAUUGGAUUUAUAUUAUCAAUUUGUUGGAUUUCAUUAAUUUCUAAUGAAAUUAUUAAUAUUUUAUAUAUUAUAUCAAUAAUUUAUCAAUUAAGUCAAGAUAUUUUAGGAUUAACAAUUUUUGCAUUAGGUAAUUCAAUUGGUGAUUUUUCAUCAAAUUAUACUAUUGCUAUAAUGGGUAAACCAAUAAUGGCAUUUACUGCAUGUUUUGGUGGUCCUUUAUUAGCUAUUUGUUCAUUAGGUUUAAAUGGAUUGAUAAUAAUAAUUGGAAGAAGAGAAGGAGAAGGAAAUAAACUUGAAUUGAAAUUAACAAAUACUUUGAUUAUUAUUUGUUUAUCAUUAUUUAUAACUUUAAGUUAUUUAAUUUAUAUUAUACCGAAAAAUAAUUGGCAAAUUAAUAAAAAAAUUGGUAUUAUACUUGUUAAUAUUUGGAUAAUUACUUGUUCUUUAUGUAUAAUUAAUGAAAUUAAAAAAUAG
Messenger RNA from Candida dubliniensis CD36, 2223 nucleotides. RefSeq lists its product as uncharacterized. The transcript has a single exon. NCBI's taxonomy places the organism in Eukaryota, Fungi, Ascomycota, Pichiomycetes, Serinales, Debaryomycetaceae. Gene Ontology annotation, biological process: transmembrane transport; intracellular calcium ion homeostasis; monoatomic cation transport. The record is from RefSeq and is a predicted model, not a curated record. Gene Ontology annotation, cellular component: membrane. The coding region runs from base 1 to 2223 and encodes 740 amino acids. Gene Ontology annotation, molecular function: monoatomic cation transmembrane transporter activity.